CGACCACCACACCCUCCGCGCGCCCAGGUAGGGGGUCGACGGCAGCGUCAGCUGAGCCACCUCGCACACCCACGACGCUCGCGCAACCACCAUGUCGGCGUAGAUAGCGGGAACGUUGAGGAGGAAAUGGAUUUCACGAUAUCGCUGGCUCAUUUCUGCGAGGUCCACGGCCCGACCCCGAUUCUCUGCACGCAAAUCUCCCCUCCCGACCCGUGCCAGACCUGCCACCACCCAUGCGUCACGCCGCCAUCCGACGAGCCGCCUCGGUCCGCCCACCCAUACAACGCCCUAUACGACAACGGCCACGGUUCCUUGGCCAGCCGGCUUCCGCAGCUGUCUUCGCCGUUCGAGACGCCGCCGACUAGCCCGACGUCCCCGAGGAGCAGACACAACCCGUACUUCCCCAGCGUGGCAAGCGGUACCGACUUCACCAGACGGUACAGCGGCAGUGUCGAGGACGAGAACGACUCCUGCGCCAACUGCACCUUUCUCGUCCCGAAGAAUGUCAGCCAGCGUCUCCCGGACGGAGCACCUGGCAGUCCUUCGAAAGAUGGGAGAGGAAAGAGCAGCAGUCCCGUGCUGCGAACCAACCAGCCAGUACUCGCGCGUGGCCCAGCUACGCCCCAGUCCGAUGAAUACAACAGCUCGCCAGAAUCGUCUGACGCCGAGCAGUCCAAGUCCUCGACGGCUUCGCGCUCCAGCUUGCCCAACUCUUCCCCUUCUUCGCCCAUGUAUAUGCCUCGCAACACCCACACCCAUACGUUGACGUACCUCACGACCCACCAACCGACUUCCCCCUCGACCUUUUCUCUCCUGAGACGGUCAUGUAUCCGAACUUUGUCCUGCGAGAUGCUCCCCUGUGGAAAGCCCUCUGGUCCCCUCUACUUCGGUGACCCAAUAGUCGGAUACACCAUAGCCUACAUCUUCCGCCUCCCCGAUCCCCGUGCACGUGGCCAGAAACGGACGUACGCACUGAUCGCCCUGGGCGGACGGGACAGCUGGCGGGUUGGCAAAGCCAUGGUCAAAGUAACGGCUGUCUUCGAGAGCAUCGCCAACCGCAUCAUCGCUAUGGCCGACAAGGUCCUAGAGCGGGAAUCGGCUGCAUCGCCCUUCAACCAGCCAUUGGCUUUCACCCGCCCUUCGACCGCUGUCGCUACUACACCGCCGCUACUCAGCACCUCGGCACAGUCCAUGCCCGCCUUCCCGUCGCCACAGAAGGAGAAGCUGUCGUUCUCGACCGCCAGCUCACCCGCCACGCGCAACAUCACGCCCGUCUCGUCAUUCCUGUCUGCGAAGAAGGUUGAUCCAGACGGCUAUCCACGCGUGUCGCGUGACGUGAUGCGUGCUAAGAGCCUGGCUGAGAUUGUGGGCCGCGAAGACUUCUUCGUCGAGCUCCACGUGCGCUUCUGUACGCUCCUGUCGUCGCUCAUCAAGGAAUUCGGCACCUGAUCUCGUGUUACUCGACAUAUGGGCAACACCACUCCUGUCUCACCAAUAUACGUUCCGCAACCCUGUUCGCUGUGUCCUAGAAGCACACCAUUCCAGCGACUAGCUCCUCCUGUCCUCUACCACG
Mytilinidion resinicola is the source of this 1573-nucleotide messenger RNA. RefSeq lists its product as uncharacterized. Bases 127 to 1449 code for a protein of 440 amino acids. Gene Ontology annotation, molecular function: GTPase activator activity. Gene Ontology annotation, cellular component: cytosol. Lineage: Eukaryota; Fungi; Ascomycota; Dothideomycetes; Mytilinidiales; Mytilinidiaceae. The transcript has 2 exons. The record is from RefSeq and is a predicted model, not a curated record. Gene Ontology annotation, biological process: positive regulation of GTPase activity; positive regulation of TORC1 signaling.